ACAGCCACGCUUUGUUGGUCUUUAUUUCUCGUAUACGAGCUUGAAGUAAAUUUGCAGAAAACUUUCGGUUUUCAUCAUAUUAUACGUCUUUGUGUUGUCUGCUUGAUAAAUUGCCGUAAAUAUAAGGUGGAUGAUAGCUCGGUAUUGAGAGAAAGCUGGUUUCGGUGAUAUGUUCGGGUUUUUUGAAAUGCCUGUAUAAGAAAAUUUUUGCAGUACAUAUAAAAAUAGUAAUCAUUCAUUUUACUGUCAAAAAUAUUUUCAUUCGAUUUAAAAACUACAAAAUAAUAGUAGUUAAAAUGACUUCAAACGAAUCAAACGUUGAAUAUGUGGAAGUGGAUAUCCACAAAACCCUGUGUGAAUUGCAAGAACGCUUAUCCAAAUUAGAAAUAACCAACAACUCGGCGGAAAGUGAUUCUAGUGAAGAUGAGGCGGACAUUUUCCCGUUAACGUCGAUCAUACAGUUGCGCAAUUUUGAGUUUAGACUUUCCAAAGAAAAGUCAUUCCGUAAAAAAAUGGAAAAAUCAAUUUCGAAGCUUCUUGGCUCCGAAUCCGACAAUAAAAAGGCUGGGAAUUUUAUUAUGAAUUACUGUUUCCACAUACAAGUACUGCAAAAAAUUUCUUAUACAGGCAUUUCAAAAAACCCGAACAUAUCACCGAAACCAGCUUUCUCUCAAUACCGAGCUAUCAUCCACCUUAUAUUUACGGCAAUUUAUCAAGCAGACAACACAAAGACGUACAAUAUGAUGAAAACCGAAGGCUUUCUGCAGAUGUACUUCAAGCACGUUUGCGAAAAAUACAACAAAAGACCGUACCUUUUUGAUCAUGAUGACAUCCACGAAGGACCAACAAGGAAGUAUUUAAAGCGGAUUUAAGAGAUUUUUAAAGUGCUGUCCAAGUUAAAUUGAAGAAAUGACAAAUAAAAGUGUAUUGCAAAAACUCUAUUAAA
Messenger RNA from Contarinia nasturtii (swede midge), 946 nucleotides. RefSeq lists its product as uncharacterized. The transcript is spliced from 2 exons. The record is from RefSeq and is a predicted model, not a curated record. Bases 297 to 872 code for a protein of 191 amino acids. Lineage: Eukaryota; Metazoa; Arthropoda; Insecta; Diptera; Cecidomyiidae.